Molecule: messenger RNA, 846 nt
Organism: Botrytis byssoidea
Lineage: Eukaryota; Fungi; Ascomycota; Leotiomycetes; Helotiales; Sclerotiniaceae
Exons: 6
Coding region: 1-846 (281 amino acids)
Biological process (GO): mycotoxin biosynthetic process
Source: RefSeq, a predicted model, not a curated record
AUGGCUUCUUUACUUGUCAACUUCUGGAACGGCUUCCGCAACAUACUGCCCCAUGCUUACAUAAAUAUUCCUCAAUCUAAUCACCAUGAGAGCGACACAGAAGAUAUCAACACGAAAGCAGCAGAAGUGGACUCAACAACUUUCCGGAAUAGGAAUGGCACCUCUAGAUUCCACGCCAUAUUCCUCUACACUUUAUCACUAUUGCUUGCAGUAGCGUUGGCCAGCACAAUGUUGGGGAAAGCUGCAGACUGUGAUGGUCCUUUAGGUAGUUAUGAGAGAGGAUUCGAGACUGAAAUAAGACCUGAUCGUAACACAUUAGCUUUGAAAAGGGUCAAGUUUUAUGGAGGAUUUGUAUAUGAUGAGAACGGCACCGCGUCUCUAACUCAACCACCUGGCCCUGACUAUUUUGGCAUCCCUGGUCGUGAAACAGACCACUAUUGGAACCUCGAUUUAAAAGAUCGAUUUAUUGCUGUUCCACCCAAAGACUGGCCAUCGGAAGCGGUUGAGUUCUUAGAAAAAGACUUGGUGCACGGGACUAUACGUUUGGAGACAAAUGGAUUACAUUCACUUCAUUGUUUAAAUUAUAUAAGAAUGUCACUGUCACCUGAGUGGUACUUUGGCCCCGUAAGAGAUCCAAAUCCACAAAGACCGCUUGACAUGCAUCUUAAACAUUGUUUAAUGCAGAUUCACCAACUCCUUAUGUGUCAGCUUGAUAUGACUCCAAUUCCAAGAACUCUGAGGCCUACUAAGCAUAUACAUCAUGCGGACACAGAUAUGUGGCACGUUUGCAGAGAUUUUAGUGCUUUGAGGAACUGGAUGUAUCCAUUAGAAGAACACCAUACGUGA